ACUCUCCUCAAUAGCUAUAUUGGUGGUGUAUUCCCUUCCUGGGGAUGGUUUACGGUCGUUUACUCAAAGCUCGGAAAGCCGUAUGCUUACGUCUAUCUGUUCAUAGUCUGGGGUUCAGGAAUCAACCAAGCGUUAUCGGUAUCGAUGCUGGCCGCAAAUCGUCUCUCUGCUAUUAUUUUCCCACAAGGAUAUCAUAAGUUAUGGAGUGGGCAACGUUUAAAAAUCGCUGUGGCUAUGCAAAUUGUUCCCGGAUAUACAGUCCCUCUUGUUAUCCUCAGUAACGAUGUAGGGUUCGAAACAACUGACUAUGGAGACUACAAACCUUCCGCGGAAGAAAUGGAAGAGAUAGGAAGACAUUACGUUUUCGACGUUUACGUCAUCACUGGCAGUCAGAAACUUGGAAACGCUCUGAAAAACUCUGAAACUACA
Messenger RNA from Ostertagia ostertagi, 429 nucleotides. NCBI's taxonomy places the organism in Eukaryota, Metazoa, Nematoda, Chromadorea, Rhabditida, Trichostrongylidae. The record is from the annotation of a GenBank genome assembly.